AUGCCAUUUUAAAUUAAGCUUUUUGAGAAAUAAGUAGUUUUCAUGCUGUCACAUUUUUUAACAUUGGAAUAUAGCAUACCUAAACUCUUCUAAUGGCUCCUUAUUAUUUAUUCAAUUGUCUAAUCAAUUUCAUACUCAUUUUACUACUAAUAUACUUAAGAUGAAUAACUUAGACAUAGUCUUACUAAAAUUACACUCAUAACAAGGCUAUACUUAUACAUUCAAAAUUAAAAUAUAAAGUCAGCGUUAUUUUGGCUACUUGUCAUUAUACAAAAUUUAAUUUUUCUUAUUGCUUGUUGCGCUGCUUAUAAAAAUCAAUAUACAUUAGGGAAUUUAUCAUUUUGGACCAGAUUCAUUUCAAUUCUCUUUUCUUUUUAUAUCUAUUAUUUUUCAACUGCUUUUUUUCCUCUUAUUUUUGAAAUUUGCCUUUUUAAUUCAAAUGAUCUAGCAUAAUUUUGUAUUUCCAUCUUUAUAAUGAUUCAAACUCUAAUUAUUAUGAUUUUAGGAGAACUUGUAUUUAGAAGAGGAUUAGUACUAAAAUCAACUUCUUAGUUAUAUAUUAAUAUGACAACAUACUCAUAUAUAAUUAAAAUUCUCAAAUUAAUGUAAAUCAUAUUUUUUUUUUAUUUACAUUCACAAUUUCUCUCAUAAGUCAUUUAAUGUAUAAUUAAUAUCUUAAUAUAAUUAUGCUUUAUUGCAGAAUAGAUUAAAGUUAAAGUUUAUGCUUAAAAAAUCUAUUCAAGAACUAUUAUUAUUUUUAGUUCAAUUGGAUUAGUACUUUCUUUUGAUGUUCUCUUAACCCAAUAGACUAAUAAUAAUAAUUACUGGAUAUUAAUUUGCAUAAUUGUAAUCAGAAUCUUGAUGUUUUUUGAAGAAUUUAAAUUUGAUAAAAUAUCUAAUUAUGAAGUUAAUGAACUAAAAUAUCUUUUUUCUUUUCUAGAUUUAAGCAAUCCUGAAAAAACUGUUACUAGACUUCAAAUUUUCAUAUUAUUUAAAAGCCAUUUUUAAAGUUGUGAUAAAAAGUAAAUUUGUUACUGUACAAAAUAUCAAAAUGAUUAUUAUCUAGCACUAAUUAAAAUUAUAGAAAGUAGAAUUGAGGAAAAACUACACGGAAAAAUUGAAAUAUCUAGGGAUUUAAUUUGCACUGAUUAUGCUUAAAUUUUGUUUAGAAGUUAAUAAUAUGUUAAAGCCUAAUAACAUAUAACCAAAUUUUUAGCAAAAGAAACUUUUAAUUAUGAAAAAAACUAAAACCCAUUAUCAACAAUUACUAUAUUCUUAUUAGAAUUUUUAAAGGCAGAAGUUUUAAAUUAAGUAGUAAUUUAAAUAACUGAAAAAAUAUUUAUCUCAAAUCAAAAUAAUAAAUUAAUUAAUGAAUCAUUAAAGUCAUUUGUACUAAAUGAAAAUUCUGAUUCUUUAAUAAUAUCCAAUUUAAAAAAAAUAAUUCAAACGAAAAUUUAAUUCUAUUAUAAUUUUGUUGAACAUUAAAAUAAUUAUUUUGGAAAUGUAAAUUAUGCACUCUAAUUUAUAAAUUAAAUUUAACAGUUUAAGGAUACUCUGUUAAAUAGAUAUAAUCAGUUUCCAAGUAUUUAUAAAUAAUAAAUUUAGCAAGCAGUAAUUAAAAUAUAUUGAAGUAUUUUUCUCUACAUAUUCUAAAUGAUUAUAUUGAUUCAUUUAAUAUAAAUAGAGGGAAAGCUUUUGAAGAUGAUAAGUUCAAUUAAUUUUCUGGACAAAUGUAUCAUAAAAUAUUUGGUAUAAAUCCUGCUUAUUUUAUAACUGAACUAAAUUCUGAAUUAGAUGUAAUAAUAACUAAGAAAUCUUAAAGAGCAUAAUCUUUAUUAGAUUAAUGGAAAAUUUAAUAAUAUGAAUAAAAAUAUCAUUAAAAUACUGAGUUGAAUACUUACUUGCCUGAAUACGUAUUAUAGAAACAUAGUAGUUUAAUAGAAAAGUUCUUAAGUGAUGGGAGAAAUAAGUAUUAUUAACAGUAAAAUUUAUCAUUUUUUAAAUAAUCAGAUCAGGUAAUGAUGCCUAUAUAGAUAAUGAUAAGUAUGAAUUAAACAAAUUAUGAUAAAUUUUCUUUCCUUACAUUUUUUUAUGAAUCACUUGAUUAUAGAUCAUAUAUAGUUGUAGAUAAACAUUUAGAGAUUUUGAAUAUAAGUUCAAAUAUUCAAGAAAGUUUAUUUUAAGGGGAAAAUAAAGUUCAUUCAAAUUGUGUAACAAAAUUAAUUCCAAAUUUUUAAUAAUUAGUAUCUACACAUUAACAUUAAUUUUAUAAUUAAGAAAUAAAGUUAAUAAAAGAAUAUCAUCAUUAAAAAGUAGCAUGUUCUUUUACUGGUAAUAUUAAGAUAGAGAGAAAAUUUGAAAAUUAAUACAAAUGUUAUUUUGUUGAAUUAGAUAAUAUAAGAGCGAUUUCAAAGAAGUUUAAAGAUGAGAAUUCAACUUUAUAUAUGGCUUCAUUGACUCAAUUUCCUGGUUCAACUUAGAAAAUAAUGAAUAUAAAUAGUGAAUUUAACAAUUCAGAAGAAAAGUUGAUUCCUUAUAUUGAUAUUGAGAAUCAUUAUCCAAUUCCAGAGAAUUCUUUAUGUAUAAUAUAAUAAGAACAUCAUAGAUAAACAAUAAAUUAAACUGAUACAAAUUUAGUUUGUACUUUAUAGAUGGUUGAAAUGGGAAAGAGUAAUAAUGUAUUUGAACCAUUAUCUUAGAAACGAUUAUUACACAGUUCUAAAUAUUCAAAUGAUGAGGAUAUGAAAAAAUAAGUAAAUAAGAUUGUUGAAGAAGAUGAAUUUUUAGAAAUAGGAUCAACAUCAUCAGUUUCUGCAAUUAGAAGAUCUAAAUAUUAUAAGAAAUUUGAGAUAAUAACAAUAUUAAUGAAAUCAAAGAGAUAAUCAUAGAAAAUAAUAAAAAUGAAUAAAUUCAUAUGUUUAUAUACAUGUGUAAUAUUAUUAGGAUUGAUAAUAGUAAGAUAUAUUAUAUAUAAUUAAUUAGUAAAUAUUAUUGAUUGAAAACUUAUAAAAAUUUGUAGAGGACAUAAAAACAUUAUCAAUAAGGUAUGAUGUAGUAGAGCCAUACGAAUCAUUUUAUGUAUCUAGAUUUUCUUAGGUUAAUUAUAGAGAGUAAUUAAGUGGAGGACAUAUUAAUGCUAGUUUAUAUGCUCAAUUAACUAAAUAUCCUUUUUCUACUUUUAAUUUAAUGUAUGAUCAUUUGAGAGACAGCAUGUAUAGUGUAUUAGAAAGAAGAGAGAUUGAUUAAUUAUCAGAGAAUGAAUAUAUUACUAUAUAUUUUCUAAAUACUUCAUAUGUUGGAUAUACAAAGAAUGUAACAAUAAGAUCAUUAGCUAAUAUAUUGAUGAAUUAUUAAUAUGAUUUUAAGUUAGGAUUAACAAUAAGAAGUGUUGCAUUUGAUAGUCCAUUCUUUUAUUUUACAAGUAAGAAUUAUCUUAUAAUAAAACAUACAUUUGAUGGUUUAAAUAAAAUAGUUCUAGAUGCUACUUUAUAAAGAUCUACUUUAGAAAGAGAGAAAUGGUUAUCAGUAUUAUUACCAUUUAUUGUUACAAGUUUAUUAUUAUGUUUAAUAAUAAUUAAUAGUUAUAGAGAAUAUAAUUAAAUAAUGAAUUCAAUAUUUUAAUAUUUAAUGGAUUUAGAUUAAUAGAUAUUAGAUGAUGAAAAAAAGAGACUUUAAAAACAUUUAAGCAUAGUUUCAAAUGAAUUAGAGAAAGUGAAAAGAUUUGAAUUUGAUAUUGAUGUAAUUGAUAUUGAACUUGAUGAGUGUAAUAAUUAAUUAAAUAGAAAUAACACAAAAAGAGAAGGUAAAAGAUUUAAAAUUACUAAUAAUUAUCUAAGAUUAACAACAUUUAUUGGUUUAAUACAUUUUCUUUUAUUCUUUACAUUUUAUAUGGUUAUAUAUUUAAUUAUUGAAAGAUACUUUGAGAAAUAUGAUUAAACUGCUAUAAUAUAUUAAAGAAUUAGUGAUUUAGGAGUUGAUAUUCCUACAAUAUAUGCUUAAAGAGAGGUAUUAUAUAGGAGAACCUUAAGAUACUUUUUUUUAACAACUGCUGAAAUAGAUGGAGUAUAUGAUGUAUUUUUUUAGGCAUAUAACAAAGUUGAAGAAUAUUCUUAAUUAAGUAUUGAUUUAAGUUCGAAUGAAUAUUUAUUUGAUGAAAAUGCUGUAAAUUUCUAUUAAAGUAUAACAACUGGAAAUUUAUGUGAAUUUUAAACAGAUAAAUUUAAAGAACUUUCAAAUUCUACUUGUGGAUUAGCAAUGAAUGGUAAUUUAUUAAAAGGUUUAUCUUAAAUAUUACCAUAUAUUUUAUAUACUUUAAAGACUUAAUAAUAUGAAAGUAAAAACUUUACAAUUUUACCAACAAAUACAAGAUUAGAAUUAGAGGGAGCUACAAUAAUAGGUAAUGUAAUGUCAACAGUCAUAUCUUAACUAUAUGAUAAUUUAUUGAUUUCAUGUCUAAAGUUAAUGAAUUACACUUAGAUUCCAUGUAUAAUGUUUCUUGUAUUUCAAUUUAUUUGCAUAUCAAUUUAUAUUGUUAUUAUUAAUUAGAAACAUUAAUCACAAUUUCAAUCAAUUAAACAAUCAAUAUUUUUAUUUCCAAGAUAGACUUUAAUAUUUGAUGAUUAAUUUUAUAGGAAUUUUAGAUCAAUAAUAAAAGAUGAAGGAAUUUAAUAAUGA
Paramecium sonneborni is the source of this 4674-nucleotide messenger RNA. Lineage: Eukaryota; Ciliophora; Oligohymenophorea; Peniculida; Parameciidae. The record is from the annotation of a GenBank genome assembly.